Messenger RNA from Centropristis striata (black sea bass), 1017 nucleotides. RefSeq names its product chromobox protein homolog 2-like. The transcript is spliced from 3 exons. The record is from RefSeq and is a predicted model, not a curated record. Bases 1 to 804 code for a protein of 267 amino acids. Gene Ontology annotation, molecular function: zinc ion binding; nucleic acid binding. Lineage: Eukaryota; Metazoa; Chordata; Actinopteri; Perciformes; Serranidae.
AUGCAGCUGGGACGGAACCAGCUCAGCGCGGAGGAACGGGAACGAAGGAGAGUCAACAACACCUGCCUCUACUGCCGAGGACCUGGCCACUACCUCGCCACCUGUCCUAGCAGACCAAUCAUAGAGAAGGUUAUCACUCCUGUGACCGUCCGUCUCCAGCUGCCCCACACUCUCAGGGUCCAUCCAGCCUUUCAUGUUUCCCAACUCAAACCUGUACAUAUCAGUCCUCUGCUCCCUCCUCCCCCGGCCCCUCCACCCGCCCGGCUCAUUGACGGCCAGCCGGCAUUCACGGUGCGCCAGAUUUUGGACUCCCGCCGCCGGGGUCAUGGCCUACAGUACCUGAUUUACUGGGAGGGUUAUGGACCUGAAGAGCGGAGCUGGGUCCCCAAGCGGCAGAUUUUGGAUGCCGCUCUCAUCCGGGCCUUUCACCGCACCCACCCUGAGAAGCCUGGAGGACCGCCUAGGGGCACUCGUGGAGGAGGGGGUACUGUCACAACCUCCUGCUGUGACCUGUCUGUUGCAUGCAUUACUGCUGGGGGGCGUGGUCACUGCAACUCCAACCUACACACCUGCAACACAUCUCAUCAGUCCUGCACUCUGGUUCCUCAUUCCACAAUCAACUCACCUAUAAAAGACCAGACCAGCCUUCCAGUCCCCGCCGGAUCGUCGCAUCAGUUUACCGUCUUGCCCCAGCCUGCACCCAGUCCAGCCCGCCAGACAGCCGAGAGCUCUGGAUCCGAACCCGCACCAGAUUUCCCAGCAACACUCUCACGACCCGUUUAUCUGUGUGAAAACUCUAAAUAAAACCACCCAUAUCUCUCUGAUCUCUGGUCUGCGUUUGAGUUCUGGUCACUGGUCCUGACAGAUAGGGAGAAAAUGAUAAUCUCUGUUUUUGAAUCGUUUAAUUGGAGAACGUUUUUGGACAUCCAUGCUUUUAUAUCAGUCAGGCAUGAGCGAAUGUGGGAAAUAUCUAAAGAACCAGGUUUUAACGGUAUAUAUAACUGAGUGUCAUCUGCA